UUACGCGUUGAUGAAAAACAUGAAGAUGCUGCAAAGAGGGAAGGUUCAUUAAUGGCGCGUCUUUGGACUUUAAGAGAACUUCUGAAGAAACGUUGUAUUAUUGGCACUUUUAACAAAUAA
Molecule: messenger RNA, 120 nt
Organism: Funneliformis caledonium
Lineage: Eukaryota; Fungi; Glomeromycota; Glomeromycetes; Glomerales; Glomeraceae
Source: the annotation of a GenBank genome assembly